Messenger RNA from Aspergillus tanneri, 1221 nucleotides. Its product is annotated as DNA-directed RNA polymerase I subunit RPA43. The transcript has a single exon. Gene Ontology annotation, biological process: DNA-templated transcription initiation. Gene Ontology annotation, cellular component: RNA polymerase I complex. The record is from RefSeq and is a predicted model, not a curated record. NCBI's taxonomy places the organism in Eukaryota, Fungi, Ascomycota, Eurotiomycetes, Eurotiales, Aspergillaceae. The coding region runs from base 1 to 1221 and encodes 406 amino acids.
AUGGCAAUUGAUGCAAUGGAUAUUGACUCGAAUCCAACACCCAAUACCAUGCGAGAGCCGGAAAAGGAACGCAAGCGUAAACACAAACACAAAGAUAGUUCCUCAUCACCAUCGAAGAAGCGCAAGCAUGAGUCCAAUCUUAUUGUGGACGAAACCAGUACAAGUGAUAAGAAAAGCAAGAAGUCCAAGAGCAAACUGAAAACCAAACGAAGUGCAUUGGACGCCGUUGCAUCUUCGACUCCUGACUCACCUUAUACCCUGACGACAGCGACGCUGUAUCUUCCACUGUCGCCUAUUUCCAUCUCCCCGACCCAUGCGCUGGCGUCUCUUCUAGCGGAGCAUCUCUCGCCCCUUAUCCUCACCUACUACCCUCCUCUGCAAGGAGUUGUCUUGGCCUACUCCAAUGCGUCAAUAUCUAGCACUCCACCCUCCGCGUCAUCCGUCUCCGUUCCCAACGACCCCAAUCCCCAGCCUCUUACCCUCGCAAGGACUGCAGGCGAAUAUGGUGUCCUGUAUGUUUACCUCACCGCCACAUUUCUGGUCUUCCGCCCCCAGCGCGGGCAGAUCCUCGAAGGAUGGGUGAACGUGCAAUCCGAAGGGUUCCUGGGCGCUGUCGUACUUAACCUUUUCUCCGUCGGCAUUGAACGCAAACGACUCCCAUCGGAUUGGAAAUGGGUCCCUCCAGGUGAAGAAGAUGAUAGCGACGGAAGCAAGCAGAAGGUAUCGGAGGACGACGAUUCCGAACCAACUACUGCUUUCGAUCCCGAGAAGGAGCACUUCAAACCCGUCUCGUUGGCUUCCGAUGCCAAUCCCCUCUCGGAUACUCUCAACGCAGACCCCAGCUCCGCCGAAGAUGACGAAUCCACCUCAGAAGGAUACUUUCGAUCUGCAUCCGGCCACCGGGUGCGCGGCACUGUGCGGUUCCGGGUCAUCGACAUCGACCUGAUCCCGGGCUCCGAACGGGAUCGCGGCUUCAUGAGCAUCGAGGGCACGAUGCUGUCACCCAAGGAGGAAGCCAAGGUCAUUGAAGAUGAACGCAGCGGGGUUCUGACCACGUUCACGACCCCGCGACGAGCCUCCAGCAAGCCUCAGUGGGAAUCCAAGAGUUCUAUGUCCGGCGCACUGGCAGAACCGGAACCAGAACAGGAGACACCAGUCAAAGUAAAGGAGAAGAAGGCCAAAUCCUCCAAAUCGAAGAAGAAGGACAAGGAAAAGAAGUAA